AUAUCUCCUGUAAUUUAUUAUUUUUAUUAUAUGUAGUAUUUACUUUUUCUACAAAGUAUUCUACAUCAUUUAUUAAUUGAAAUAUAAGUUUCGUAGAAAGAUGUGUGAACGAUAACUAGGAAAUCGUGUACAAUAUAGUUAAAGACUUACACAUAACCUCUGUAUCUUCAAUAAUAAUUUAAAUAUAUUCAGCGAUUUUUAACAUGUAUACAGGGCUACAGAAAUCCUUACCUAACUAUUCUACAAGUAUUCUAAAAACUGUUAUAAGAAAAUGUGCGAGUAUCACGCUGAAUGAUGCGGAAAAUGUGAUCUAUCCUCCUAUUUUGGAUUUAUCCCAUCGUGCUAAGAUUAAGAGGAAACAUGAAAAGUGGCAUAAUAAAAUUAAAAAAUUAGAAACUGUAGAGGAAAAAUUAAUUGGUAUAAAUAUGCCACAUUACUAUGGUUGGAAAUCCUUAUGUUUAGAAGAAGGAAAUAUUCCAUACAAUUCAUUGAAACAUGCUCAAUACAUUACACGUACUCAUGUUACAAAUGAUAAUAAAUUACCGGACUUUUACGACUCAAUGAUCACAACUGACAAAUUAGAUGCUCUGGUACAAACUAUUAAAAAUCAUAUAGAAAAUGUUAUUAUUUUUGAAUAUAAUCAUAGAUUAAAGAAGCAAGAAAUAACAGAGGAAGUGGAAAAUAUUAAAGAGAAAUUGCUAAACGAUGCUGUUACAAAUGCACUUGUUUUUCAAAUCAAUCGAAUAAUGCUGUCCAGUUUAUCUUCGGUGACACCACAUUUAUUGGAAACUGAAGUAGAUUUUAAACCAAGAAUAGAAGCAUUUUGGUUCGCAGGUGACGUAGAACGGCCGACUCUACAGAGAAAAGCAAGAGAGGGGAUAAAAAGUUUGAAAAAAUAUGUAAAUGAUCCAAUAAAUAUGCCUGUUCAAUAUGUUGGUUCUCCAAUUCUACAAUUAAGACAUCAAUUUCCUUUAAGGGAGAUUGUUUCUCCAAUAUACUCUGCUAAUCCAGAAUUAAGUAUUCCUGAGUUCAAAUUUGAUCCUAGGGUACUAAGUUAUAAGUUUUCGUACAAACAUGCAACUAAUAUACCUGGUUUCUGGCCUGGUGAUCCUGCUGAAUUUGGUUUGUUAUCUUAUCACAAUAUAAGUAAUUUAUUUUUUGAUUCAAAGAUUAAGGAAGAAGAAGCAAUUACCGUGCAAGCUAUUUUUGCAUCUUAUAGUUGGUUGUUAUCGCAGGCUUGUUAUCAAGGCUUUUCUACGUUCAACGAUAUAUUAUAUCCAUUAGUAUCGCAAACAAUUUUGACAAACGGUCAAUAUUGGUCCUUUUGCGUUUACCAGUUGAACACCACUUUAUUACAUUGGGAAUAUGCAGAUAACAAUCCUAUGCGUAAUAUAUGUUGGAUAACAGAACCAAUGAUGUUGUUCGAUAAAAUAGAGGAUGGAAAAAUUCAAGGGUUCAACGAAGAUGUUUUAAAAAACUUGAUCACAUUUUAUAUCAAUAUGCCUGCAGCACGAAGUAAUGAAAAUAUGAAACCAUACUUAGGUGAAUCUGUAAAAUAUGUUGCUGACAUUACUGAUCCCGAACGAAGAGCGUGGUUAGAAACAAGAUUUAAGCACCUUACGUCUAAUAGGCCAAGACAUCAAUUAAAGCCUGAAAUAUAUCAGUGGCAGAAAAUAUAUAUGAUUGAUAACCCUACUCGCCCUAUCGAUAAGAAACGUGACCCGUGGGAGUUUGGUUACUCGCCUGCGAAACGAAGAUUAAAUCAGCAUCAGCCGGCUUAUAUACCAAGAUGUUUAAGAGAAAAUCCAAAACAGAGAAAAGUAGGACGUUGGGCGAAAACAUAUUAUCCAAAUGCAUAAACCACUAGGCUUAUGUACCUUGAAUAUAAAUGUUGUAUUAAUAAGAAAUAAAGAAAACAGUUAUCAGUUAAA
Molecule: messenger RNA, 1931 nt
Organism: Bombus terrestris (buff-tailed bumblebee)
Lineage: Eukaryota; Metazoa; Arthropoda; Insecta; Hymenoptera; Apidae
Gene: mRpS30
Product: 28S ribosomal protein S30, mitochondrial
Exons: 4
Coding region: 204-1859 (551 amino acids)
Biological process (GO): translation
Cellular component (GO): ribosome; mitochondrion; mitochondrial large ribosomal subunit
Molecular function (GO): structural constituent of ribosome
Source: RefSeq, a predicted model, not a curated record